AUGGCCGGCUUCGAAGCCAAUUUCUCCUCGCCUGUGACCAGUGCUAGCGCGGCCUUUCCCUACCUCGCGGCCCUCUCGGACGACGAGGCCGCGGACCGGUUCUUCCUCGAAGACCUUAAGUUGGCCGGCCGGGAGCUACGCGGCACGUUGUAUUCGCGAAAGGCUUUCGCGAAGCUGGCGUUCCGGGCGGCCGCCGCCCUGCGGACGCACGGCGCGCGGCCGGGCGACCGCACCGCGCAUUACUUUACCGACAACCGGCUGGAAGACAUUUGUUUCCGGCUAGGCGCCGCGCUCGUCGGGACCGUCCCGGUCACGAUCAACUGGCAGAGCGACGACGUCCAGCGCGCGGCGAGCAAGGUGCGACGCACCCGCGCGACGCUCGCGCUCGUCGACGAGGCCACGCCCGCGGAGUUCGCCGCCGCCAUCCGCCCGGUCCGGGCGGUCGACGCGGCCCGGGCCCUGGCGGCGGCGGCGCCCCUCGCCCCGGAGCACUUCUGCGGCGCCACCACCGCCGGCGACGACCGCUUCGUCAUCUUCACGAGCGGGACGACCGGCGAGCCCAAGGGCGUCCGACUCACGUACGAGGCCUACGACUGCAACCGGCGGACCUUCGAGGCGUUCCUGGAGUGCGCCGCCCCAGACGUGCAAGUGGACGUCGUGGCGACGAACCCGCUCCACCACACGAACUCGACGGCCAUGGUCGACUGGGCCUGCCGCCGGCCGCGGGCGGCGCUGCGGCUCCUCCAGCGGUACACGACGCAGUACUGGGGCGUGGUGGUGGCAGCGGCCUGCGGCCUGCCCUGGGAAAACGUGAAGCGCUUCGACGGCGAAGCGACACAGCGCGCCGUGGCGCGGCGGGCGUCGCUGCUCGCCGCGGAGCCGCAGCGCGUCGUGUGUCCUCUCGUGGCGCGCCACGUAGACUUCCUCGAGUCGCUUUGCGCCCAGGGCACGCUGCCGGUAGACCCGGCGGCCUUCAGGAGCUGCGUCGGGGGGUGCGGCGUCGUCUUGUUGCUGGGCUCGGCACCAGUAGGACCUACGACGGUCCAGCGGCUGGAAAAGCGGUGCGCCCAGCGGCCGACCGUGCGCUUCGGCUCCACCGAAACGUGCCUGCAGGUCUGCGGCACGCCGCUCGACGCGCCCCUGGCGGCGUUCGAGCGGGGCUGGGCCCACACGUGGCGCGGCGAGCCGUGCGCGGGCUACUACAUCGGGCGGGCCCACGCGCCGCACACGGAGGCGAAGGUCGUCCGGUCCGUCGACCGGGCCAGCCAGGAAUUCCUAGUGACGUGCGGCGAGGGCGAGCCCGGCUUCAUCGUCGCGCGGGGCCGGAACGUCUUCGCGGGCUACGUGGGCGACGACGAGGCCACCGCCGCCGCGCUCGAGGGCGGCUGGUACCUGAACCUCGGCGACGUCGGGUACGCCCUCGGGGGCGACCUUUACUGGCAGAGCCGCGACUCGGCCAUGCUCAUCAAGGGCGGCUCGAACUACUCGUACGAACAAAUCAACCAGGAGCUCUCGGAGUUCCUCGCGGCGGCGUAUUUCGGCGGCGAGGGGGGCGCGUGCGCGGUGGCCGUCGUCGGGCUCCGGCUGGACUCCGAGCACGAAGACCAGUGUUGCUGCACGAUCGAGCUCAAGACAGAUCUCGCGCGGUCGAAGCGCGCCGAGAUCGAAGCGACCUUCGUCGCCCGGGCGCGGCACGCCGUCGCGUGCAAGGGCGCGCGGCCGGACCGCGUUCGGUUCGCGGCGCUGCCGCGGAACUUCAAAGGGGCCGUCCUCGUGAAGGAGUUGAAGGCGGCGGCUUGGGACUAA
Pelagomonas calceolata is the source of this 1806-nucleotide messenger RNA. The record is from the annotation of a GenBank genome assembly. NCBI's taxonomy places the organism in Eukaryota, Pelagophyceae, Pelagomonadales, Pelagomonadaceae.